Orbicella faveolata is the source of this 1368-nucleotide messenger RNA. Its product is annotated as contactin-associated protein-like 2. The record is from RefSeq and is a predicted model, not a curated record. NCBI's taxonomy places the organism in Eukaryota, Metazoa, Cnidaria, Anthozoa, Scleractinia, Merulinidae.
UAAGAAAAACCAAUCAAUCAAUCAUUCAAUCAAUCAACAUAACUGAAACAUAGCGAAUUUAAAGUAGAGCUAUUUUCAAUCGACACAUUGCUCUCGUUGGAGGCCGCACCAUGAUACUCUUGCCAUUACUGUUGUUUCUGUCCUCCCAGUUAAUGAUGAUGUACACUAUGGAAAACAGUGCCCUUUAUCGAAAUCCAGCAGGCGACUUUUCCGUUGGCGAUUUUAAGCCUAAUCCCUUCCAUUACCUAUGGGCAGAGAAAAUAACAUCGUCCAUGGUGGAAGAUCAGUUUGGUUGCACCUUCCUUUGUGUUGCUGAACCAAAGUGUUAUUCGUUCAACAUGGCGGCGUAUCCUGACUCGAAAGGUCUUUAUCUGUGUGAGUUGUUGGCCACUGACAAGUACAGAGAAACUAAAAAGUUUCACUCCAAUGCUACCUUCCAUCAUUACAGCCCAUGGUCUCCUUGUGAAAGUGAUCCUUGCAAGAACGGUGCCGACUGCGUUUCUGAAUAUGAAGUGAAUUCGUAUCGCUGUCACUGUAAGCCAGGAUUCUGUGGAACAAACUGUGAACAUGGACGUAUAGAAAAUAAAAGCUGUAGCGAGAUUAAGUUGUGCGAUCCCAACGCUCCAAGUGGAUCUUACGUCAUCGAUCCUGAUGGAGAAGGUGGCGUGAUAGCUUUCACUGUUGUCUGUGACAUGACAGACAAGAACAACGUUGGCGUGACAGUCAUCAGUCACGACAGCGAAGACAGAACGCUGGUGCAAGAAUGCUGGCCUGCAGGAUGUUACAAGCGUGAUAUCCAUUACAUUGGGGCAAAUGAUCUCCAGCUGGGAAACCUAACGACCAUAUCCGCCCACUGCGAGCAGUUUAUCAAGUACGAAUGUCAUGCCUCAAGGCUCCUGCUGAACGGUAACAUGUUUGGCUGGUGGGUUUCACGUGAUGGAGAUCAGAUGACGUACUGGGGAGGAAGUAACUCCACUUAUCCUUACAAGUGCGCAUGCGGAGUAACUGGCACGUGCGCAAACAUCGCAUAUGGAUGCAACUGCGAUGCGAAUGAUCGUGUGUGGCGCGAGGACAGCGGUCUGUUGACAAACAAAUCCCACCUUCCCGUCAUGCAGCUGAGGUUUGGAGACAAUGGUUCGGGCGGCCAAAGAGGCUAUCACACUCUGGGAAAAUUGAGAUGUUAUGGAAGCACUAGCAAAUAAAUCACAAGCUUUGACUGUUAAAUUUAUUAACCUAUUAUAGCAUUGCAUUUGAUUGUCAGCUCACUGAGCAAUCUGUAACUGUACGAUCAUUGAUUUUCAUGAAAGAGUUAUUAAGAGCUGUAAGUAGUUUUCAAUAGUUGUGAUAUUAUAUCAUACGUAAAAACCA